Aspergillus versicolor CBS 583.65 is the source of this 2832-nucleotide messenger RNA. RefSeq lists its product as uncharacterized. The transcript is spliced from 7 exons. Gene Ontology annotation, molecular function: hydrolase activity, acting on carbon-nitrogen (but not peptide) bonds. Lineage: Eukaryota; Fungi; Ascomycota; Eurotiomycetes; Eurotiales; Aspergillaceae. The record is from RefSeq and is a predicted model, not a curated record. Bases 1 to 2832 code for a protein of 943 amino acids.
AUGGCUUCCAGGUUCAAGCCCUCUCCUCGCUCUCGAAGACGCGCCCGACGUUGGAGACUGCCAGUCGUGACGGCGAUCUGCAUUGCAGGACUCUUCGUCUACAGCCCCAUCGACCUCUCAUUCCAAACAAAUUCAAUUUCUCAGAAUUCUUUCUACGAAGGAUUGCAACAGUGUCACGAAAAUGCAGCCCUGCCAGCGCAGCAAGCCGACCCAAGCAGCGACAGGCAGAACCCUCGCUGGAAUCCCAUCUCCGGCCAAAAGACCCCCAUCAUACUGCAAAACGCAACCCUUUUCGACGGAGAAUCCAUUCUUCCCGAGUUCGUCGACAUAAUAUUCGACGCCGGUGUAAUCUGGUCUGUUAUUCCUUCUGGCUCGAACGAUUCCUCUUUCCCGCACAACGCAGAGGUCAUCAACAUCCACGGGAAACAUGUAACCCCAGGACUGGUCGACAUGCACUCGCAUCAUCUGGAGUCACCCUACCCGGCCUUAUCUGGGACAGCAGAUAUAAACGAGCGUCCGUUGCUAGGGCCCAUCACGCCGUUCGUGCGCGCCCUGGAUGGAUUCACGGCUUCGGAUCCGGCAAUUCGCAUUAUUGCCUCUGGGGGCGUUACGUCGUCGCUUGCGCUCCCGGGAUCGGCAAAUAUUGUCGGUGGUGAGGCGUAUCCGGUUAAGAAUUUGCCGUUUCCUGGUGCAGAUGGGGAGCCUGUUAUUGAGGAGCUGUUACUGCAGCAUGGGAUCCCUGAGAAGCAGAGGCAGCGGUAUUUGAAGAUGGCUUGUGGGGAGAAUCCGAGGAGGGUUUAUGGGCAUACGAGGCUUGGACUUGCGUGGCUCUUGAGAAAGGAGCUUGCAAGGGCGAGGGAGAUACAGAGGGAUCAGGAUGCUUGGUGUCGAGCGGCAGUUCAGGUCGAGAAAAGUAGCAGAUAUACGCGGACGAGGGAGAUAUCACAGUUCCUUUUGAGACAAGGGGAUCGGCCGGAUUCAUUCGAACUCGACACUUUACUGGCCCUUCUGAGGGGUGAACUCAAUGUCAACGUUCAUUGCUAUACCCCUGAAGACCUGGAGCGGAUGCUGUCGGUUCUGCAUGAGUUUGGCGUGCAUAUAAGGGGCUUUCACCAUGCGCUGGAGGCGUGGCAGGUACCUGGGUUAUUGAAACAGUGGGAACCGAAUGUUACAAUUGCAACGUUUGCCGAACACGCAUUCUACAAGGCAGAAGCGUUUGGAGCGAGUCUACGCGGACCGAAGAUACUGAACGAUCAUGGCCUCCAAGUUGCUUUGAAAUCGGACCACGGCGCUGAGAACUAUAAUGCCAAAUAUCUCCUUGAUCAAGCUUCUAUCGCCCAUUCAUAUGGUCUGCCUGCUGAUAAGGCCCUCCAGUCUGUAACCUCAGUGCCAGCUCGUUCCAUACAGCAAAGCCACCGAAUCGGAUUCGUUCGACCGGGAUACGACGCCGAUAUUGCCGUGUGGGAUGACCAUCCCCUUCAAGUCGCUGCGAACCCAGCUGAGGUUUUUAUUGACGGUCGUCCGCUGUUAGAGAAUCAAGAUAUUACCGGUCAAACUACCAGCAAGUCAGGCAUGGCACGUACUAGAGAUGCACCAGCAAUACGUCCGCAUAUUGGCACCGAGGAGCGAAACGAAAUUUGCACACGCAUCCAAGACCACCGGCCAGUCCUCUUCACCGGUAUAACAAAGUCAUUAAUGGACAGCCCGAGCACCGACGAGCAGGGAAUCGACAACCUCGUCCUCCUGGUUAAAAACAAGCGAAUCUCCUGCCUGGGCUCACGAUCAAAUUGUCUCAGCCGAUUUCUAACAGCGGAAGAUUUCACAGAAAUCCCACUCAAGGACGGACACAUCACACCGGGUCUCAUCGCUUUUGGAAAUAACCUAGGUAUCCAGGAAAUCCCAUCUGAGCCAUCUACGGGGGACGGCUCGGCGGGCCACAGCGGGGACUUGCUUGACGAAAACAACGUUCACUUCGCAAAAUACAGUGCUCAUUUGCAUGGCCGGGCCUUUAAUAGAGCGCGGAUUGGAGGCGUAACGAAGGCUGUCUCUCCACCGCAUGGGAGUGGUGUUAUUCAGGGUGUGAGUGUUGGUAUACGUACUGGUCAGAAUGUGACGAUCUUGGAUAAGGGGGUUUGGAGUGACGAUGUCGCGCUUCAUCUUGCGGUUGGACAAAAUGCCAGGGACAAUGGCACGCCGACUGUUGGUUCUGGGAUCGAGUACGUGCGUCGCAUCUUGGAACAGGGUCAGAAAGGCAGUGCAACGAGCGGUGGUGUAUAUGUGAAGGCUGCAAAUGGAUCUCUUCCUGUCGUAGUACAGGCAUAUAAUCAGGAUGACAUUGCGCAGCUGAUUCUGAUCAAACGCGACUUCCCUACGGUGAGUCUGGUGAUCUACGGCGGGCAUGGAGCUAUACUGGUUGCGAAACCGCUCGCAGAGGCCGGCAUUCCGGUCAUCCUCACGGGUAAUCGUGGCGCGCCAGAUACCUGGGAGAAGAAGGAUGUCCUUCCUGGCCCACCCCUGAGUGACAGUCCCGCCAAAGUCUUAAUCGAUGCUGGAGUACAGAUCGGUUUAGCAGUUACGGACGACUCCAAGAUUCACGGUUUGGCACGAGAGGCUCGCUGGGCGGGGAAGUAUGCCGGGCUCGAGGAUAAAGAAGCGAUAGCGCUCGUAUCGACGAAUAUUGAAAAGAUUCUAGGGCUUCAUUCUGAAUCUCAGAUUCGGGAUAGUGAAUUUGUGGUCUGGGAAGGUGAUCCAUUGAGGGGCGAGGGCUCGGUGGUGGCGGCUGUUCAAGAUGGGCUGGUUGCUGAUUGCUGGCCAGAUGUUGAAUUGGAAUAA